Fonticula alba is the source of this 591-nucleotide messenger RNA. RefSeq lists its product as hypothetical. The coding region runs from base 1 to 591 and encodes 196 amino acids. The record is from RefSeq and is a predicted model, not a curated record. The transcript is spliced from 3 exons. NCBI's taxonomy places the organism in Eukaryota, Rotosphaerida, Fonticulaceae.
AUGACGAUCUUUAAUGUGCCGGACGGCCUGAAGGGGGCCGGCCAGUGGAUGGCCAUGAUCAGUGACCUCGGUGGGCCCAAGAACCGGCCCGAGCAUUGCUUCGGUGCAUGGACCACCAACGCCGGCCGGGUCAAUGCCAUGACGGUGGUACAUGCCUCGUCAGAGCCGGAGUAUCUGGAGCCGCCUUACUGGUCGAUCGGCGGCUCUCGGCUCGCGCAAUUGCACAUGCCCCUGUAUUCGCAUUACAGGUGGGCUUUUAUCCGGCAUUACCUGUUGGAUCUCCCCCUUGCCGUGGCGGUGCUUUCCGACAUGUUGAUCGAACAGAUCGCCCAAGAGGUACAUGCCAGCAAGCGCCCACACAUCGAGGAGCUUCGGGAGGUCCGGGCCCAGGAAGGCACCUCGCCGGAGGCGGUGGAUCAGCUUCUGAAGAUGUUACAACGAACUGACGAAGAGCAAGCGCACCUCCGUCGAGCCAUGGCGGUCCUCCGGCAGAAGCUGGCCGCUAUAUAUAUGAUCUGCAACUGUAGUAGCCCCCUGAUGGUGUGGGGUCUGGCCCAUUGGAACCAGUCGAAGAUGCGCCCUGCACGCUAA